GCUAUUCGUUCCAUCAGCCUUUCUCAUCUCAAGUCUCAUCAGUCGGCGUAGUUGAGUACUGGUACUCUACUAUAUUCGUCUGCUUGCUCUGGACCUCUGGUGUGGCUAUGCCAGCUACCGGCGGGGGUCCUGGCGCCGCGCAGCCGGCGGUGGCGAGGAGGCCGAGCAGGUACGAAUCGCAGAAACGGCGUGACUGGCAGACGUUCGUGCGGUACCUGGCGGCGCACCGCCCACCGCUCGUGCUGCGCCGGUGCAGCGGUGCCCACGUACUCGAGUUCCUCCGCUAUCUCGACCGCUUCGGGAAGACCCGCGUCCACGCGCCGCCCUGCCCGGCCUACGGCGUACACGCGAUAACGGCGACGGCGCCGUGCCAAUGCCCGCUCCGCCAGGCGUGGGGCAGCCUCGACGCGCUCGUCGGCCGCCUACGCGCCGCCUUUGACGAGCGCUACAGCCGCAGCGUCAGCGCGCCGCCGCCGCAGCAGCAAGACGCCAGUUGCAACCCCUUCGCCGCACGCGCCGUCAGGCUAUACCUGCGUGACGUCCGCGAUGCGCAGUCUAGGGCGCGCGGCAUCUCCUACCACAAGAAGAAGAAGAAACGCAAGCUUGCCACUGGAAGCUGCACCGUGGAGGCCUCGUCCUCCAAGAACGGCGGCUGCGCGGACGCCAACUCGGACGGCGAACGCGGGCACAAGACUACGAUGACGACGAAGGCUAACGUGGCGCCGGUGCCUCAAGCACCGCCACCGCUGCCGCCUCUGCCGCCAUGCCUGGCCGGGGUACCGUUCGAGUGCGGCUCCGACACGGGAAGCAUCGUUGGAGGAGGGGGGUCUAUUGGCGCCGGCUACUACGGCGGCAUAUACUUGCCGUUGUUCUUCAACGCAUUUAAUUAGCUUGUUGAUAGAUUAGCCUCAAAAUGCCUCGUAGUGCCCAAUUAAUGUUCGAUUAUAAUCGACGUACGUCGAGGGCGUCGUAACGCACCCUAUGUUACUUUGCUUAUUAUUAUUAAUUCUUGUAGUUGUUCCGUGGUCUAUGUAGGCAUUUCGUGUAUCAUUCAGAGUACUCAUGGCUCAUGAGAAUGAGAUCUACUACUUCAUUCGUUUCAAAACAGAUGACCAAAUUUUAUAUUAACUUUGAAUUAAAGUUAUUAUAAAGUUGAGUCAUAUAUUUUGAAACGGAUGGA
This is a messenger RNA of Triticum urartu, 1180 nucleotides long. Its product is annotated as protein LIGHT-DEPENDENT SHORT HYPOCOTYLS 6-like. The record is from RefSeq and is a predicted model, not a curated record. Gene Ontology annotation, biological process: mRNA transcription; response to light stimulus. NCBI's taxonomy places the organism in Eukaryota, Viridiplantae, Streptophyta, Magnoliopsida, Poales, Poaceae. Gene Ontology annotation, cellular component: nucleus.